Messenger RNA from Manduca sexta (tobacco hornworm), 1324 nucleotides. It is a transcript of the gene SmD3, whose product is annotated as small nuclear ribonucleoprotein Sm D3. The record is from RefSeq and is a predicted model, not a curated record. The transcript is spliced from 2 exons. NCBI's taxonomy places the organism in Eukaryota, Metazoa, Arthropoda, Insecta, Lepidoptera, Sphingidae. Gene Ontology annotation, molecular function: RNA binding. Gene Ontology annotation, biological process: spliceosomal snRNP assembly; RNA processing. Bases 158 to 550 code for a protein of 130 amino acids. Gene Ontology annotation, cellular component: pICln-Sm protein complex; spliceosomal tri-snRNP complex; U12-type spliceosomal complex.
CUACGUCAGUCGCCAUAUUGUUUGGAAAAAUUGUCUAUGGUUAAGUGUGUUUGCAGUUUGUUUCUGUUGUUUUCGGUGUAAUAUAUCCAUAUUAAUCCAGUGUUAAUUACUAUCGAUUUAAAAAUUACGACCUAAACGUAUUAGAAUAUCAUUUAUCAUGUCCAUCGGUGUGCCUAUUAAAGUACUUCACGAAGCUGAAGGCCAUGUAGUGACCUGUGAAACAAACACCGGCGAAGUAUACCGCGGGAAGCUGAUAGAAGCCGAGGAUAACAUGAAUUGCCAGAUGACUCUGGUGACGGUGACGUAUCGCGACGGCCGGGUUGCGCAACUGGAAAAUGUUUACAUUCGAGGCUCCAAGAUCAGGUUCCUGAUAUUGCCUGACAUGUUGAAGAACGCGCCAAUGUUCAAACGGCAGGGCAAUAAGCCGACUGCCGGUCGCGGCAAAAGUGCAAUACUACGGGCUCAGGCUGCGGGUCGGGGGAGGGCAGGUGGUCGAGGCGGGGGGCACCGGGGCGGCUGGCAGGGCGGCUCCGGGCCGUCGCGGCGUUAGCACUAACCUUAUAUUUAAUGCAUUAGAUUAAGCCAAAUAUAUCUCGUAAUCUGCGAUGGUGGUGUUAAUGUUUUGUAUGGUCCACUAUUGUGAUACUGCCCAUGGGGCAAUAUGUUUAUUUGGUUAUUUUUCAAAGGGUAUGUAAAUUUGCUGGGGAGUUUUAGAACUAUUUAUUACUAUCUAUAUAUUUGUUAUGUGACAAAUAUGUUUUGAAAUGUCAUGCUAUUAGUUUCUAAUAAACAGUAUGUGUAGAAAUGUGUUUGGAUGGCCAUCUAAAAAUUCCACCAUAGCGUGAAAGUGCUACUGUAGUUUUCCAGCGGCUGCAUGGCUAUAUUAGACCUAAUCUAUGUGUUCACUUUCUUACAUGUUAUUCUAGGCAGAUUAAUUUUGAGCUGAAUGUCAUUUACAACCCAGGCUCUAGGUGUAUGUGUUAUGUAUACUUCAUUGGUAGAAAAAUGUGAUGCCAAGUAAGGCACAAAUUUACAAGUUGACCAAUCACACUAAUAAUUCACACAAAGUUAAUAACUUUAAUUUAGCUUAUUUAUCUCUUUGAAAUAUAACCUUGUAAACAGUGGACUAUUAAGUCAACAUCAAUAUUGAAUUAUUGUAAAAUAUUGACUAAGUAUGAAUAAAUAAACCAACCCUUACCCAUGUAAUGUGAAAAUUCUUAGCACAAUACAUUUUCUUGUGUGUACAAGGUAUGGUUUGUGAGACUGUGUUAUACAUUGUGAUGUGUGUGUGUGGUAAGGGACAAUAAACACAACAUUAAUACUA